Molecule: messenger RNA, 2199 nt
Organism: Lathyrus sativus (Indian pea)
Lineage: Eukaryota; Viridiplantae; Streptophyta; Magnoliopsida; Fabales; Fabaceae
Source: the annotation of a GenBank genome assembly
AUGUUGCACGAGCUUCUCUUAGCGUUAUUAGGUUACACCGGCGACCUAAUCAUCGACCGGAGAGACAAUCUCUCCGCCGUUACUCCCAUCUCCGACGAAUGCACUUUUAAUCUUGCUCCCGACAUUUCCUUCAUCGAUCCAAGUGACAGGGAACUUAUUGAGAGGAUAAUCACUUUAGGGUUUUAUUAUAGAGAGUUAGAGCGGUUUUCGGCAAAGUCUAGGAAUUUAAACUGGAUAAGGUCUGAAAAUGCUAAGCUUUUGGAGAAUAAGGAGAAGCCUAGUGUUUACCGUAGGGCUAUUGCUAAUGGCAUGGUUGAGAUACUAUCGGUUUAUACGUCUUCGAUUCUGCAUAUUGAACAAUUGUUGUUGUCGGAAACAAUGCCCAUUUUGGCAACAGUUACUCAAGGCCUUAACAAGUUUUUUACCCUUUUGCCACCUUUGUAUGAACUCAUCCUAGAGAUUGAGCGCGGUGAUAUUCGUGGUGGUCAGCUUCUUAACCUUUUACAUAAAAAAUGCCAUUGUGGAGUUCCUGAAUUACAAACUUGUAUACAGAGGCUUCUCUGGCAUGGGCAUCAGGUCAUGUAUAAUCAGCUUGCAUCAUGGAUGGUUUAUGGGAUUCUUGAAGACCGACAUGGAGAGUUUUUCAUCAGCAGGCAAGAAGAUAGAACUGUAGAAAAUAGCUCACCUCAUAUAGAAAUCUCUGAAAGGUUGGCACGUUUAUCAACUGCUGAGGCAUCGUUAACUGAUUGGCACAUGGGCUUUCAUAUCUCUCUGGAUAUGUUGCCAGAAUAUAUACCCAUGCGUGUUGCAGAAUCAAUUCUUUUUGCUGGAAAAGCUGUCAGGGUUCUGAGAAAUCCAAGUCCUUCUUUCCGGUCUCGGGACGAUGUCACUCCUCAAGUACCUAAAAGCUUUCCAAAAAUACAUGGAUUUGCAGGGCGUUUUAAUUUUCAAAGAGAGUCUAUAAUUAAUACUGGAAUGGGUGGAGAAGAUUUGCUUCCGCAAUCUGAGGCUGAUAAGAUUGAAAAUAUGCUUAUUGACCUAAAGGAGUCAUCUGAAUUUCAUAAAAGAUCAUUUGAGUGUGCCGCAGACUCCAUUCAGGCUAUUGCAGCCAGUCAUCUCUGGCAGCUUGUGGUUGUACGUGCCGACUUGAAUGGCCACCUGAGGGCUCUGAAAGACUAUUUUCUUUUGGCAAAAGGAGACUUCUUCCAGUGUUUCCUUGAGGAAAGUAGACAGUUAAUGCGAUUGCCACCUCGUCAGUCAACUGCUGAAGCCGAUCUUAUGGUUCCAUUUCAACUGGCUUCAUUAAAAACUAUUGGUGAAGAAGACAAAUAUUUCUCAAAAGUGUCAUUGCGGAUGCCAUCUUUUGGAAUCACAGUUAAAUCUUCACAAUUAGAUUUACCAAAGGCAACCUCUGCUGCUGUAGAUGGCAUCUCUGGUGCUUCACUUUCAGAAAUGUCAGUUGAUGGUUGGGAUGGUAUUGCUCUCCAGUAUUCUGUUGAUUGGCCUUUGCAUUUGUUUUUUACUCAAGAAGUCCUCUCCAAGUACCUUAAAGUAUUCCAAUACUUACUGCGGCUUAAACGAACACAAAUGGAGUUGGAGAAGUUAUGGGCAUCAGUAAUGCAUCAGUAUCAUAGCAUUUUUGCCAAAAGUAAAAAUAAAGACCAAGACAAAAGCCCAAUGACACAGCAGAGGGAUCAAAGAUUUCGAUCAAUGUGGCGUGUUAGAGAACAUAUGGCAUUCUUAAUCAGAAAUCUCCAAUUUUAUAUUCAGGUGGAUGUGAUAGAGUCCCAGUGGAAUAUUCUACAGUCUCAUAUUCAAGAUUCUCACGACUUUACGGAACUCGUGGGCUUUCAUCAAGAGUAUCUAUCAGCCUUGAUUUCCCAAACUUUCUUGGACAUUGGUUCUGUUUCAAGGAUACUGGAUGGUAUCAUGAAGCUUUGCCUGCAAUUUUGCUGGAAUAUUGAGAACCAAGAUAACUUCUCAAAUACUUCUGAACUGGAUCAUAUAGCUGAGGAAUUCAACAAGAAAUCAAAUUCCUUGUACACUAUACUGCGCAGCAGCCGACUUGCUGGAAGUCAGCGGACUCCAUUUUUGAGACGUUUUCUCUUGCGGCUAAAUUUGAAUUCCUUCUUUGAGUCAACUGCAAAGGGGGUUAUGAAUGUUGUCAGACCACGUCCUACACUUCCUGGUUUAAGUUAG